Scomber scombrus (Atlantic mackerel) is the source of this 930-nucleotide messenger RNA. Its product is annotated as beta-1 adrenergic receptor. Gene Ontology annotation, cellular component: membrane. Lineage: Eukaryota; Metazoa; Chordata; Actinopteri; Scombriformes; Scombridae. Bases 1 to 930 code for a protein of 309 amino acids. The record is from RefSeq and is a predicted model, not a curated record. Gene Ontology annotation, biological process: G protein-coupled receptor signaling pathway. Gene Ontology annotation, molecular function: G protein-coupled receptor activity. The transcript is spliced from 8 exons.
AUGGUGAGUGAGUGGUCCAAUGAGACUUUGUUCAUGGAGCGUCCAUGGCCAGAGGCAGAGAGGUGGCUGCUGGUGGCUGUGUUGGGAAUAGAGAUGGUCAUGGGAGUUGUGGGAAACUGCCUCGUUCUCCUGGUCAAAAUCAUGUGCAGACGUCAGUUCAGCUGUCGUUAUUGGCUUCCUUUCAUCAGUCUGACCUUGUCAGAUUUAGGCUGCUCCCUCCUCAUUAUCUCCAGUUCCCUGUUGGCCAUGCUGACUGGAGGUCAAAGAUCACCAUGGUGUGAGGUUGUAAGCCUGUUGAAGUUUGCCUUCAUGACCUCCUCCAUAGGGAGCAUAGCCAUCCUUUGUGUACAGCGGCUGAUUGGUGUGGCCUCCUCGAGAAGUACUCCCUUUGUUGUCAUGAUGACAGCAUGCUUGACUUCCUGGGUGACAGGGGUGGUGUUUGGGAGUGUCCCUGUUGUCUACGCCUGGAUACGGUACGAUCCUGCAGAGAUGCUGUGUGCUGUGUUCUGGGAGAGCACCUACUCAGACAUGUUGGUCUACAUUCUCUGUGCUUUUUCCAUCUGUAUCUUUCUCCCCUUCCUCUUCAUCUUCUUCUGCUCUCUGCUGAGUGCUGCCAGCUGCUGCAGGAGUGGAAACAGUGAUGAUGAAGAUCUGUCUGCAGUCACUCCUCUGCUGGUGUCCUCCUACAUCCUCUGCUACACCCCCUUUGCUGUGUCUGAGCUGAUCCUUCUGGGGAGGAUGGACCUGUCCCCAGCACCUGACUGGCUAAGAACAUUUUCAUCAGUGAUGUCAUACUUGGACUGUGGUCUGAACCCUCUUAUCUACUGCUCCAAUCAGGACUUCCGGGAGGCAGGCCUGGCUCUGCUGUGGACCAACAGAAAAAAACCAUCAGAGCCUGUGCUCACUGCUAUCACUAAACACCACAUGUAA